GUUUCACUUUCUUCCCCGAUCGAGAUUGCUCGCAAUGCCUGCGGCAGAAGUGAUGCCGGAGAAAUCUCUCGAAGGGAAACGUGUUCAUGUUUGGGAAACGGCCGCUCCUCCUCUGCCAAAAAGGCUCGAAGGCAAGGUGGCGAUCGUCACGGGCGGCGCCCGCGGCAUCGGCGAGGCUACGGUGCAGGUUUUCGCCCGGCACGGCGCGAAGGUGGUGGUGGCCGACGUUGAGGACGUCGACGGGGAGUCUCUGGCGGCGCGGCUCGGCCCUUCGGUGAGCUUCGUCCACUGCGACGUGCGCGAGGAGGCGGACAUCGAGCGACUGGUGGACCGCACUGUGGCCCGCCACGGCCGCCUCGACGUGUUCUGCAGCAACGCCGGCGUGCUCGGCCGGCAGGCCCCGCGCAGCGACCUCAGCAUCGCGGCGCUGGAUGCGGAGGAGUUCGACGAGGUGAUGCGCGUCAACGUGCGCGGGGCGGCGCUGGGGAUGAAGCACGCGGCGCGCGCCAUGGUUCCGCGCCGCGCCGGGUGCAUAAUCUCGGUCGCGAGCGUGGCCGGGGUGAUGGGCGGCAUGGGCCCGCACGCCUACGCCGCCUCCAAGCACGCCGUCGUGGGGCUCACCACGAACGCCGCCUGCGAGCUGGGAAAGCACGGGAUCCGGGUCAACUGCGUCUCCCCCUUCGGGGUGGCCACGCGGAUGCUGGUCAACGCCUGGCGCGAGGUCGAGGUCGAGGACGAGCACGUCGAUCCGGCGGACGCGCCGCCGACGGCGGAGGAGGUGGAGAAGACCGAAGAAAUGGUGAGGGGGCUGGCGAACCUGAAAGGCGUGACGUUGACGGCCAGAGACGUGGCCGAGGCGAUCCUCUACCUGGCCAGCGACGAGUCCAGGUACGUGAGCGGCCACAACCUCGUCGUCGACGGCGGCGUCACCACCUCAAGGAACCUCAUCGGACUGUAACACGCUCAAGAACGUCGUCUGCUCUGCUCCAUCACAUUACUUGAUUGUUUCUUCUUCCUCUUCGACACUGAUAUCAGAUCGUUGUUCAAGCAUCCUUCACUGUCUGUAAUUGAUUCAUUAUGGAAUCAACAAUUUCUCUUCUAUGCGUUCCAGUGUUCUAAUUGAUCAUAAACUAAAUAAAAAGCAUAGCCGACAAUUGAAA
Messenger RNA from Zingiber officinale, 1160 nucleotides. Its product is annotated as sex determination protein tasselseed-2-like. The record is from RefSeq and is a predicted model, not a curated record. Lineage: Eukaryota; Viridiplantae; Streptophyta; Magnoliopsida; Zingiberales; Zingiberaceae. Bases 35 to 958 code for a protein of 307 amino acids. The transcript is spliced from 2 exons.